Molecule: messenger RNA, 1388 nt
Organism: Striga hermonthica
Lineage: Eukaryota; Viridiplantae; Streptophyta; Magnoliopsida; Lamiales; Orobanchaceae
Source: the annotation of a GenBank genome assembly
AAAGCACGAUCAGCUCACGAUGUUCCAGUUGUUCGUGAGUUUGUGGACGUGUUCCCAAACGAGCUUCCAGGAGGACCGCCUAACCGGCAGGUGGAGUUCUCUAUCGAUCUCAUUCCGGGAGCCGGCCCAGUAUCCAAAGCCCCGUACCGUAUGGCGCCGAAGGAGUUGCAGGAGCUUAAGGCGCAGAUCCAGGAGUUAUUACGACUCGGUUUCAUUCGGCCGAGCGUGUCACCUUGGGGAGCACCCGUUCUCUUUGUCAAGAAGAAGGACAGUUCCGUGCGCAUGUGUAUCGACUACCGGGAUCUUAACCGGUUGACGAUCAAGAACAAGUAUCCGCUUCCCAGGAUCGACAAUUUAUUUGAUCAGCUGAGGGGAGCCUGUGUUUUCUCAAAGAUUGAUUUGCGAUCAGGCUACCACCAGCUGAAGAUCAAGGAGUCAGAUAUUACUAAGACCGCUUUCCGUACUUGUUACAGCCAUUAUGAGUUUGUCGUCAUGCCAUUCGGCCUCAGUAAUGCUUCAGCGGUUUUCAUGGACCUAAUGAACCGUAUUUUCCAUCCUUACCUCGAUCAGUUCGUUAUUGUUUUCAUUGACGAUAUUCUUAUCUACUCGAAGAGCCAGAAGGAGCACGAGGAGCAUCUGAGGGUUGUUCUCGAAACCCUCAGACGAGAAAAGUUAUAUGCAAAAUUCUCCAAGUGCGAGUUUUGGCUCCAGCGAGUAGCCUUUCUGGGUCAUGUUAUUACUCAGGCAGGUAUCGAGGUAGAUCCUUCCAAGGUCUCAGCUGUUCAGAACUGGUCGACACCGAACAGUCCGUCCGAGGUUCGCAGUUUUCUCGGUCUAGCUGGCUACUAUUGCAGGUUUAUCGAGGGCUUUUCUAAGAUUGCCCUCCCACUAUCCCAGCUGACGAGAAAGUCUGUGAAGUUCGAGUGGACUGAUCAAUGUGAGUCGAGCUUUCAGGAGCUCAAGAAGAGAUUAGCUUCAGCACCGGUGUUGACUAUUCCCGAUCCUUCUUGGAGUUUCACCAUUUUCAGCGAUGCUUCGAGACGGGGUUUGGGAUGCGUUCUUAUGCAGGAUGGCCAGGUCAUCGCGUAUGCUUCACGUCAGCUCAAGCCACAUGAACAGAACUAUCCGACGCAUGACUUGGAGUUAGCCGCAAUUGUUCAUGCUCUCAAGAUUUGGCGACAUUAUCUUUACGGCGGUCGUUGCGAGAUUUUCACAGAUCAUAAGAGCCUGCAGUAUAUUUUUACUCAAAAGGAGCUUAACAUGAGACAGCGCCGUUGGUUUGAGCUUGUCAAGGAUUAUGAUUGCUCUAUUCAGUACCAUCCGGGAAAGGCGAACGUCGUUGCGGACGCCCUAAGCCGAAAGGUGAGGGGUGACUUGACGUACGUCGA